Micropterus dolomieu (smallmouth bass) is the source of this 2074-nucleotide messenger RNA. RefSeq names its product ATPase H+ transporting V1 subunit C1b (gene atp6v1c1b). Gene Ontology annotation, biological process: proton transmembrane transport. Bases 194 to 1342 code for a protein of 382 amino acids. Gene Ontology annotation, molecular function: proton-transporting ATPase activity, rotational mechanism. Gene Ontology annotation, cellular component: vacuolar proton-transporting V-type ATPase, V1 domain; lysosomal membrane. The record is from RefSeq and is a predicted model, not a curated record. NCBI's taxonomy places the organism in Eukaryota, Metazoa, Chordata, Actinopteri, Centrarchiformes, Centrarchidae. The transcript is spliced from 13 exons.
ACAACCCAACUUUAAGGCUCACUACCGCUCAUGGCUGACUCAACCUGCGGAGUCUGAACAACACGAGGACACGUCGGUCACGUGAAGGCAGCAUAGCGCGCAGCCAUUGCGCAGACGCACAACUACUGGCCUGAUCAGCUGACUUGACCUCCUCACAUCGAAGGCCCGCUGCACAAAUCUCUUACCAGCAGCCAUGACAGAAUUCUGGUUGAUCUCUGCUCCGGGGGAGAAGACGUGCCAGCAGACGUGGGACAAGCUGAUGGUGGCCACCACGCGCACCAACAACCUCUCUGAUAACAACAAGUUCAACAUCCCUGAUCUCAAGGUCGGAACACUGGAUGUCUUAGUGGGUCUGUCGGAUGAACUGGCUAAACUUGACACUUUUGUGGAAAGUGUGGUGAAAAAGGUCGCUCAGUACAUGUCUGAUGUUCUGGAGGACAGCCGAGACAAAGUCCAGGAGAACCUGCUUGCUAACGGAGUUGACCUGGUCACCUACAUCACCAGAUUUCAGUGGGACAUGGCCAAGUAUCCAAUCAAACAGUCGCUGAAAAACAUCUCCGAGAUCAUCUCCAAGCAAGCGACUCAGAUAGACAAUGACCUGAAGGCCCGAGCUUCAGCCUACAACAACCUGAAGGGAAACCUGCAGAACUUGGAGAGGAAGAAUGCGGGGAGCUUGUUGACCAGGAGUUUGGCUGAUAUAGUGAAGAAAGAGGACUUUGUACUGGACUCGGAGUACUUGAUUACAAUGUUGGUGGUAGUCCCAAAGACAAGCUAUGCUGACUGGCAGAAGACGUAUGAAACCCUGUCAGAAAUGGUCGUGCCACGCUCCACUAAGCUGCUGUUUGAAGACCACGACAGCGGCCUGUUCAGCGUCACUCUCUUCAGGAAGGCUAUAGAUGACUUCAAGCACAAGGCCAGAGAAAACAAGUUUACAGUGCGUGAUUUCCAGUAUAAUGAGGAGGAGAUGAAAGCAGACAAAGAAGAGAUGACACGUUUGUCCACUGACAAGAAGAAACAGUUUGGGCCUUUGGUACGAUGGCUGAAAGUGAAUUUCAGCGAAGCCUUCAUCGCAUGGAUCCACAUAAAAGCCCUGCGUGUGUUUGUGGAGUCUGUAUUGAGAUAUGGGCUGCCAGUGAACUUCCAGGCCAUGCUGCUGCAGCCCAACAAAAAGAACAUGAAGAAGCUGAGGGAGGUGCUGUACGACCUGUACAAACACCUGGACAGCAGCGCUGCGAUCAUUGAUGCCGCUAUGGACAUCCCAGGGCUGAACUUGAGCCAGCAGGAGUACUACCCCUAUGUUUACUACAAGAUCGACUGCAACCUGCUGGAGUUCAAAGUCUAGGCUGAUGUGACAUAUUCACACUAAUUUAUUUCCACUGCUACCCUGUUCUGCCUGUUUCCCCCCCCCCCCAAACUUUUUAUGUUCUGGACCUCUUUUUCUUAUGUGCCUGGUACAUACCUGGGUUAAUAUUGAAUAAGUUGUGGAACUUCUGUUCUAACAUAGUUGACAAAUGCGGGCCCACUUCUUUGUUGUCACUUUCUCUUCGUACCAUGCUGUAAAAGUGAAUAGCUUUCCAUAUUUAUUCCCACCAAAAUGGCUGACAUUCCCUCAUGGCAUCAAAGGACAUGUAAAAUACUGCAUUUUUAUUGUUUUUUUUCCCUGUCACCCUACUUUGUUUAAAGCAACAAAAACGGUACACAAGUGGGGGAAAUGGCGAGGAAGAUAAAUAUAUGUUAAAUAUAUUAUUUAUUUAAAGCCUCUAAAAUCAGUGAAUGUGUUUUUGUUUGUUCGGUUUUUGAAAGUGAUGUGUUUUUAGCUCCAUGUAAGGAUUGUCUGUUCACAAGUAGAUGUUGAUCAUCGUUUCCCCUACUCAAGCUAUAAUCCUAUGAAAUACAGAGACAGGUCAUUUUACAUAUAAAGAAGCAAUAUGUUUGCUGAUUGUAAGCUCCUAUAAUUUCUGUGUUUGAGAAAAGUAAUUAUGUCUAUGUGCAAAUACUGUAUUGUCAGUAUAUCUGAAGAUUGAACCACAUAUUUAAAAUAAAUGUUAAAAAUAAAUACUCUAUGUGAAACAUA